CAGCUAUGUCACAGUGCUACCCUUAUUCUCUAUGUAACCUCUAUUAUUAAUGCCCUAUGGAAAAGUGGCUUUUUCCCGGGGCUGAGGUGGUUGCCACAAGAGGACACAGGUUUAAGGUGCUGGGGAGUAGGCAUAGAGGAGAUGUUGGGGACACUUCCUUGCGUUUUAAAAACUUCAUCGACACGGGGCGACAGAGAGAAAUGAAAAGUAUUCCAAAUAUCAUUAUAAGCCAGGCCGACUGCUCGGAUAUGAGCAGCCUCAGUUUGCCCGGGAACAUGAGACGAGGGGGUUCAGACACGAACCUGAACUUCAGCGUGACCGAUGGCUUGCUGGACUUCCAGAAUGACAGGCUGAUGGCGGACAAGCUGAAGCAGAAGGUCCUGAAGAUCACGGAGCAGCUGCGGAUCGAACAGGAGAUCCGGGAUGCCAACGUGACGGAGUACCUGAAGCUGGUGAACAACGCCGACAAGCAGCAGGCGCGCCGCGUCAAACAGGUCUUUGAGAAGAAGAACCAGAAGUCCGCCCACAACAUCACCCAGCUGCAGAAGAAGUUCGACCACUACCAUCGCAAGCUGAAGGAGGUGGAGCAGAAUGGGCCCAGGGUCUCCAGGGAGGGGCUGAGGGGCUCACAGCAGAACAUGAGGGAGGUGAGCAGCAGCAGUGCAAGGCUUGCAGCCAGCACUGCAGGAGGCCCAACCCUGGAGGGCAGUCGGGGCCUCCCAGGGGUGACCCUCACACCGCCAGCGUUCGUCCUCAACAAGCCACGGGAGAUCGCCAACCUGAUCCGCAACAAGUUUGGCAGCGCCGACAACAUUGCGCACCUGAAGAACUCCAUGGACGACUUCCAGCGGGACGCCGGGCACCGGGCUCUGAGCGGGAGUGCCGUGCUGGUGUCCAAGGCCAAGUACAUGAGCGACGACGAGGGCUCCAGCGUCUCUGCCGACAGCAAUGGCAACUCUGACUUCGGGAUCAAAGAGACGGCCAGCCCAAAGUCCGGGUCGCUGGAGAGGGAGCAGAGCAAGCUGCCCGCCCUUCUGGAGGAACUCCGGGAAAUGAAAGAAGCACAAUCCCAGCUGUCAGAGGACAUUGAGAAUUUAAAGGUUCAGUUUAACAGAGACUAUGGCAUCAUCACCCAAACAUUACAAGAGGAGCACUACAGGUUGGCGUGUUUGGAAGAUCAGUUGAAUGACCUCUCUGAGCUUCAUCAGCACGAAACAAUGGAUCUAAAACAAGAGCUGGCAAGCAUUGAAGAAAAAGUAGCCUAUCAGUCAUAUGAGCGGGCACGUGAUAUUCAGGAAGCACUGGAAUCGUGCCAGACACGCCUCGCCACCCUGGAGUUACAUCAGCAGCAGCAGCAAGUAGUGCAGAAUGAAAAUGCCAAUGCCAAGGUGCUGCUGGGGAAAUGUAUCAACGUCUUUUUAGCCAUCAUGACUGUCAUCCUUGUCUGUGUCUCUACGGUUGCCAAGUUCAGCAUCCCUCUCAUGAAGAGCCGUUUGCACAUCAUGUGUACGCUCUGUGCAGUGAUAUUCAUUUUCAUCUGUUGGAAGAAAUGGGAUCAGCUUCAGUGUCUAACAGAGCAUAUUUUUAUAUAUCCACUGUGAUUUCAAAUUCUUGUCAUGCAAAUGUUAUUUUGAAAUAAAAAUCUUAGAUAAAAGAAUUUAUAAAAUAAUUUCCACCUUGUAUACCAACAUUAAAUGGGAUUUGGAAAGCGGGUUAAUUGAUGUGUCCAAUAAACUAUUUUGUUGCAAGAUCCUCUCCAAGACCUGUUGCUGCUGCAGCCCAGAGCCAACGCCUGAUGUUCUCCUUUGACCUUUUGCUGUAUGUCGUUUUUUGUAUGAGCUGAUCCUUUGAACAGACAUGACUAACUAGAACGGAAGGUAUCACUGGUCUUUGAUCACAUAUUUUAGAGACCAACUGGAAACCAGCAAAGUGGAAUGAGAAGAGUUGAAUGAGGGUGUCAUAUGUUGUUUUACUUGGAUGCCUUCACCUUAUGUUGACCUGUCAUUGAAGAGGGAGAGCCGUCUGACUGACAAAGCUGAAUGCAUGAAUUGUGGCAAGUUCACUUGAUGACUGUCUUUCUGCUCAGUUAUGCGCAAUUGAUCACUUCCAUCAUCCUACUUGGCCUCGAGGCUUUCAUUUAUCAGGAUAUAAUAAACUUUCUAUUAAACCAGUCCUGAAAAUGAACACUUUUAUACGAGCUUUGAGGUAAAUGUGUCCAGUCAAUACUUUCACUCUAAUUAUUAACUCUGCGCCUACUGGACCAGAAGAGAGUUAUUUUUUCUGAGCCAGGUACUUGUUAAAUAUUUGUCGUAUGUAAUUAUUUUGGAGAGAGCAAUUUUGAAUACACUAGUACUGUAUAGUCAUCUUUUCAAAUAUCAUGAGGUACAUUUACCAUCUAGGUCUUAUAGAAUUUAUCUUAUGUUUAUGAUUUUAAAUGUACAUAUAUUUAUGUGUGGGGGGGGGGGUGCAAUCCAUGUCUAACCAGAAGAGCAUAGAACCAGAUCUGUUAUUGUGCUAAAAUGCAAGAAUAUCCAAUACAAGAACAAUUAGAUCACAUUUAAUUGUUGGUUUGACUUUGUCCCACCAGCACUGAUGAAGAACUCUAUACCUUUUCAGGAGAUAUUUAGCAGUGCUUUUACAGCCAGCAUGAAACGUGACCAGAAAGAGGCAAUGGUUGAAGAUGGUACUAAAAGGUUGGAUAUGUGAGUGAUCUCUUGAGAAUCCACACUGGGUGCUUGACUACACAGUAAUCUUGUUAAUCCUAUCACUUGAUUUGUAAUAAGAUUUGAAUUAAACUUGUUAUG
Pristis pectinata (smalltooth sawfish) is the source of this 2804-nucleotide messenger RNA. RefSeq names its product transmembrane and coiled-coil domain family 3 (gene tmcc3). Gene Ontology annotation, cellular component: endomembrane system. The record is from RefSeq and is a predicted model, not a curated record. The coding region runs from base 57 to 1601 and encodes 514 amino acids. The transcript has 5 exons. Lineage: Eukaryota; Metazoa; Chordata; Chondrichthyes; Rhinopristiformes; Pristidae.